AUGACGAGCAGAAUCACCCGCCGCGCCUGCGCCACUGAGAAUCUCAACGCCGACUGCAUCCCCGACCAACACGCACGCGAGUUGGACGCCGAGACCAGCGCCUAUCGGAUCCAUGGCUUCGCCGCCGCCGCCAUUGUCACCGUCACGGCCCGGGCCGCUGUCGAGGACGGCCACGUCGAGGUCAGGACACUGCGCGACGGAUUCCAAAUCCUCGACCGAGACUGCGACGGCGUCGUCAACGGCGAAGACGUGGCCGACAUGCUCAACCAGCUCGGCUUGCCCAACGGCCCUUCUGACGUCGCCCAAUUCUUCCCGUCCUCACGCCCACAGACAACUGCCCUGGCUGCCUUCUUGAAUUCGUUGGCCGAGGUCCUCGCCGCGCUGUCGCCCAGUGCCGAGCUGGUGUCGGCCUUUUCCGCGUUUGACGACGACGACAGCGGCCAGGUCGACUGGGCAGAACUCCGAGAAGCCGUGCUGAGUACGGCGCCGGAGCCCGGGGAGCGCGCUCUGACGGCUGCCGAGGUGGACAAGGUCAUGAGCGGGUUUACGGGCCGUCGGGCAUUCAACCGCAACAUGAAUGCUCAACUGGGCGCCAAGAAGGGCGAGGUGUUUAAAUACCAAGAGUUUGUCAGCUCCAUAAUGGGGUCUAACGUCGGCACCGAGGGCGGGUCUCCUGGGAGCUUGGAUGAUUGA
Messenger RNA from Hirsutella rhossiliensis, 693 nucleotides. Its product is annotated as EF-hand-like domain protein. The transcript is spliced from 5 exons. Bases 1 to 693 code for a protein of 230 amino acids. The record is from RefSeq and is a predicted model, not a curated record. Gene Ontology annotation, molecular function: cytoskeletal motor regulator activity; calcium ion binding; myosin heavy chain binding. NCBI's taxonomy places the organism in Eukaryota, Fungi, Ascomycota, Sordariomycetes, Hypocreales, Ophiocordycipitaceae. Gene Ontology annotation, biological process: mitotic cytokinesis; actomyosin structure organization. Gene Ontology annotation, cellular component: myosin II complex; cytoplasm.